UUAUCUAGUAUCAAUGCGGUCAGUUGAGCGUUGGAUCUUGGGCAUUGCAGAUCAUCACUAGUCGUAACAUACUCAGCUUAGAAGUGGUUUAAUUUUUGUGCUCGUGUGCUGUGGGGGAAUUUUAGAAUAUAACAGUGCAAUUUGGAGUGGUUCAUUUCUAGCUGGUCAUCCCUGAUGGGAUGAUGGUGUAUGGUGGAAAUUUCGAUAUCUGAUAAGAAUUUCAAAUAAUUCAGUUACCAGGGAGUUCUAAGAAUCGAUACGAAAAUGGUGGGUCCCAGUGUAGACGAUAUUAAGGUGUCCCUGCAGAAGUUUGGCCUGUACGAUUAUGUGGUGUUUCUGCUGAUGCUGCUCAGCUGUAUGAUCAUCGGCAUCUACUUCGGUUUCAUCAAGAAAAAGGUGAAAAAAGGUGGUGCAGAGGCCGAUUACUUGGUCGGUGGCCGCCAGAUGAGCGUGAUUCCAGUUUCGCUGUCGCUGAUUGCUAGCUUCAUUUCUGGCAUCUCCCUGCUUGGUACGCCCACCGAGAUCUACGUCUAUGGCAUCCAGUACAUGUACAUCGUGGGAGGCGUCAUAACGAUGGGUUUCAUCAUGAUGUACUUCUAUCUGCCGGUGUUCCACAACCUGCAGCUUACUUCCACCUAUCAGUACCUCCAAACCCGCUUCGACAAACGGAUGCGACUGUUCGGUUCGGUCCUAUUUACGUUUGCCACGAUGGCGUGGCUACCGAUCGUAAUUUACGUACCAGCGCUAGCUUUCAACCAAGUCACCGGAGUGAACGUCCAUCUGAUCACGCCGCUGGUAUGUGUCAUCUGUAUUUUCUACACGUGCGUCGGUGGGUUGAAGGCCGUCGUUUGGACGGAUGUUGUCCAAACGGUGCUCAUGUUUGGUGCCAUGGCUUUGAUUAUCGCCAAAGGAACUUAUGACGUUGGUGGUUUCGCCACCGUCAUGGACAGGGCGAUUACGAGCGGAAGGAUUGAGGGACCAGAUUUGCGGUUUGAUUUAACUACGCGCCACAACAUUUACUCGUGCGUCAUCGGUGGAGUGAUUUACUGGCUGAAGACGAACGCCGUCAGUCAGAAUAUGAUCCAGCGAUAUCUUUCGCUUCCGUCCUUGCGUGCGGCCAAACAAGCGUUGUGGACGUUUAUUGCGGGAACGCUGUUUCUGCUGGGGCUCUGCUGCUACAGUGGACUGCUGAUCUACGCGAAGUAUCAUGAUUGUGAUCCACUGACGACCAAAUUAGCGGUCGCUAAAGAUCAACUUUUGCCCCUGCUGGUGAUGGAUACGCUGGGGGAUUACCCCGGCCUGCCGGGUUUGUUCGUGGCGGGAGUAUUUUCAGCGGCACUCAGCUCACUGUCCACCGGGUUGAAUUCGAUGUCCGCCGUGGUGUUGGAGGAUUUCUUCAAGCCGUUCACGAAUCGACCCCUGAGUGAGAGAGCUACGGCAAUCAUCAUGCGAGCCGUAGUCGGUGUGUUCGGAACGAUUUGUGUUGGGCUAGUGCUGGUUGUGGAAAAACUGGGCGCCGUCCUGCAGCUUUCGAUGAGUUUGGGAAGCGUCAGUAAUGGUCCGUUACUCGGGAUCUUCACCCUCGGGGUGCUGGUUCCUUGGGCUAAUGGAACGGGCGCAAUCGUUGGAGGAACCAUUGGACUGGUUCUAAUGUCGUGGAUUUGUUUUAAAGCUCAGCUUGCAAUCGCUAGCGGCGAGAUGAGUUUCGAACCGAAACCAGUGAACACGCAGGGUUGUAGCUACACUUACAUAGCGUCGGAGCCGAUGAGCAUGCUUGCGGCGAAUGUUACAACAACAGCUGCACCACCAAGUUCCAUUCAAUAGCUUAUAACUUCUAACGGAAGUCUAGUCAUUGUCAAUAUUGCCGGGUUUUCCCAUUUUACUUAAAAGCCCACUUACACACACGGCGUAAUGACACCUUCUCCGUACAAAAUAGAAGGCGUGAUCGUCAUAACCAAGUUAAAAUACAUCAAAAGUGAGCUGAGUUAACAAACCAAUAAAAUUAAAGUGCAGGUUUUAUUGCAGGUGCGCUCAGCAUUAUUUGCUAAUUUUAUUGCAUGUCUUCUUAAUUCAGCUUCUCUCCAUGUUUAUGCCGACUAGUUGUUUAAACGAAUUGUAUCUCAAUUAGAACAUAAAGUGGGUUGUUGAGGCCAGCUUCGUGUCUUGAGACCGAAAGAGUGAUAAAGCUUCAUUGUUUUGUCAUUGUCUUCUCACAGUUUAGUUUGGCCCAGUUUCGUUGAAUAAUUUUGAAAAAUAUAUUUAAUUUUGCCGAAAUUCUCGGCUAUCAAGAGAAUAGUUUUGAGUUCAAAUUUGGACUUUGCUUUUUGGCAUAGUAGAGAUCCAAAUCAACGGUGCAGAAUGAAGUACUUAAUUAAGCAUAUAAUCAACAAAAUCAGUGAAUUGAGCUUAAUAUUAAAUAUUUUAACUCAACUUUUUAACUCAA
Wyeomyia smithii (pitcher-plant mosquito) is the source of this 2443-nucleotide messenger RNA. It is a transcript of the gene rumpel, whose product is annotated as sodium-coupled monocarboxylate transporter 1. The transcript is spliced from 7 exons. Gene Ontology annotation, molecular function: symporter activity. NCBI's taxonomy places the organism in Eukaryota, Metazoa, Arthropoda, Insecta, Diptera, Culicidae. Bases 265 to 1824 code for a protein of 519 amino acids. Gene Ontology annotation, biological process: sodium ion transport; transmembrane transport. The record is from RefSeq and is a predicted model, not a curated record. Gene Ontology annotation, cellular component: membrane.